AUGGGAAUUUCUUCUGCUAAAGUAAAUUCAAGAGGCAUCUCUCAUGUGUCACUAUCCACUCUUAGUGGACAUGUUUUUGCUGGUUCACAUCCUGUGCUUAUUCUGGACAAAAUUUCAAAUAAUCAACCAGCCGUUCAGUUACCUAACUCUGUGAAAUCCACGCUUAAGGGUUACACUCUUGCUGACCCAACAUUUGAUUUGCCUGGUCCCAUCGACCUACUCAUCGGAGCGGAUCUCUUCCCUCAAACUCUACUCGGAUCCUCAGUCAGUCUUGGAGCUAACAUGCCAUAUGUUCUCAACACUAUUUUUGGCUAUGUUGUAAUAGGUACCACACCUAUCUUCAAAUCAGUUUCAUACCCUAUGGGCACUUCUACAUUCUUAUCUACCACUGAUAUCGAUCUUCACUCUACGCUACAGAAGUUUUGGUCUCUCGAAGAACCACCUUCAAUACCUCUUCUCUCGCCUCAAGAUAAAGACUGUGAAAAACAUUUCAUCGAGACACAUUCUCGUACUCCUAAGGGUAGAUAUGUAUGUCGCAUACCUUUCAAAGACAGUCCUUCUAAGUUAGGCGAUUCAUCUAACAUUGCCAAACGCACUUUUCAGUCACUAGAGCGCAAAUUUCAAACACAGCCAGAAUUCAAGAAAAAAUAUUCUGAAUUUAUGGAGGAUUAUAAGUCAUCUGGUCAUAUGAAACUAGUAGAUUCAGAUUUGAAUCUUUCACAUCCACACUGUUUCUUACCCCAUCAUGGAGUUUUCAAAGACGGAAAAAUCAGAGUAGUUUUCAACGCUUCGGCUCCUACAUCCACUGGUGUAACCUUAAAUAAUAUUCAGCAUCUAGGACCUAAACUACAUAGUGAAAUAUCCGAUAUAAUCUUUCGAUUUCGACAGCAUAAAAUAGUACUACUGUGCGACAUAAGACAAAUGUUCAGACAAAUUGAGAUUUAUCGUGAUGAUCAAGUUUUCCAGUUGAUUUAUUGGAGAGAGAAUGAAAGUUUUCCUCUACAGAUCUACCAGCUAACUACUGUUACUUAUGGACUUACCUCUUCACCGUACUUGGCUAAUAGAGUUGUGAAACAGUUAAUAACUGACGAGGGUGAGAAUCACCAACUUGCGGCAAAGGCCCUGAAAAAUCAGAUAUAUGUAGAUGAUGCUGUGUUAGGCUGUAACUCCAUUGAAGAAGCAUUGGAACUACAACGGGACGUCAUCAAUCUCCUGCAGAAGGGCGGUUUUGAGCUCCGCAAAUGGUCUUCUAACCAUCCAAAACUACUCGAUCAUCUUCCAAAGAAUUUUUGUGAAACCCCUCACAUAUUUCGUUCUACAGGUCAAUCGUACCACAGUGUAUUAGGCCUAAAAUGGAUUUCUGAAACAGAUGAAUUCUCUUAUAUGAUCAAUAAACCUUCUGAGAUCAUAACAAAACGGUCUGUCCUCUCUACCAUAGGACAAAUUUUUGACCCGAUUGGAAUGCUAGCCCCGAUUAUUUUUUGGGCUAAGACCCUAAUGCAACACAUAUGGACGUUAGGACUCGACUGGGACACACAACUCCCUCAGCCUAUAGCUGAAAAAUGGUCACAGUUCAUUCUAGAGCUACCUAACAUAGAAACUCUCAGAAUACCUCGAUACUUACAUUUAGCCAAUUGUGUAAAUAUUGAACUACAUGGAUUUUCUGAUGCAAGCGAGUGUGGUUAUGCAGCUUGUGUUUAUCUUAGAGCUGAAGAUUCUUCUGGAAAUGUCAAUGUGAAUCUGUUGAUUGCAAAGUCAAAAGUUGCACCGUUGAAACGUGUAACAAUUCCGAGAUUGGAAUUAUGUGGUGCUCAUCUGUUAGCAAAAUUGUUAAAUUAUUGUCACGAGCAAUUUUCUAGCUCUUACAAAACUUCCAUGUUUGCAUGGUGUGACUCCAGUAUCGCCCUGUCAUGGAUUAAAACCCCGUCUUAUCUACUCAAGCUUUUUGUUGCUAAUCGUGUGGCUCAAAUACAAGAACUUAUACCCAUUUGUACAUGGGGACAUGUGUCUACCAACGAUAAUCCUGCGGACUACGCUUCUCGCGGGUUAACCGCCUCAAGCCUACUUCAUCUUGAACAGUGGUGGUCUGGUCCCCAAUGGCUCCAAGGAGACUCCUCUACCUGGCCUCAAACUUGCCAUAUGUUCGUCCCAGAUAAUGAGCUUCCUGAAUUGAAAACUACGACCCUCAAUCUUGUAACCACAUCGGACAAUGAUGGAUGGAUUUCAAAAUUUUCUUCGUGGAAAACUACACUACAUGUUAUGGGAUAUGUUUUGCGUUUUAUUUCUUGUCUGAAAAGUAAACAAAGGAUUACACAUCCCCUUACCAGUGAAGAACUUGAGAAUUCUGACAAACGAAUUUGUUGGCUAAUUCAAAGCUCGUCCUUUAAGGAUGAAGUCGAACUGUUGCGCAAGAACAAAGUCUGUUCUGAUCGCAUUCAACGCUUAGCACCCUUUCUGGAUUCUGAAGGAAUUUUAAGAGUUGGAGGAAGAUUAAAAAACUCUAACUUGCCUUUUUCGGCAAAACACCCAAUAAUUUUGCCUAAACGUCAUCCUGUUGUACGUCAUCUCAUUGAUUUUUACCACAAGUCCAAUCUUCAUGUAGGACCUCUGCAACUACAAGCAAUACUCCAAGAGAAGUAUUGGAUAUUAUCGGCACGAAGUGUCAUCCGUUCUGUAAUAUUUGAGUGUAUUCGCUGCUUUAAGGUUAAACCUAGAACCACCUUCCCUUUAAUGGCUGACUUACCUUCAGGUCGAGUAAUUCCUACUAGAUGUUUCAACGUUUCUGCUGUUGACUAUGCAGGUCCAUUCACGGUGAAACUCUUCAAACUUCGAAAAGUACAACCCAUCAAGGUAUACCUCUGUUUGUUCAUCUGCUUCGUCUCCAAGGCAGUACAUCUUGAAGUUGUUACCGAUUUGUCUACAAACACUUUCAUUGCCUCACUAACAAGAUUUAUUUCUAGAAGAGGAUUAGUCUCUGAUCUCUACUCUGAUUGUGGCACUAACUUCAUUGGCACCAGCUCAACUCUUCGGAAAACCUUUGAAGAUCUGAUGAAAUCACCAGAAACUCAGCAAUAUGCUCAAGAUAACAGAAUUACCUUCCACUUUAAUCCACCCAAAGCACCUCAUCAAGGGGGAUUAUGGGAACGCGCAAUCAAGAGCGCUAAGUAUCAUCUUACUCGAGUCAUAGGUGACCAAGUUUUGACUUAUGAAGAGUUUAUCACUUUAACAACACGUGUAGAAGCUAUGUUGAACUCUAGACCAAUCACACCAUUAUCAUCUGACCCCAAUGACUUGGAACCACUCACACCAGGACAUUUCCUCACUGGAGGACCAUUAGUUUCUUUAAUUGAGCCUUAUCUUCUAGACUCUACACCUGUGCAGCAUUGGAGAAGAGUUCAAGCUUUCUCACAACACAUCUGGCGUAGGUGGAAUAGAGAGUACCUCCAAACACUUCAAGAGCGUUCCAAAUGGACCAAACCUCAGAAGAACCUAAAGAUAGGAGAUAUGGUUAUUAUACACGAUGACAACUUACCUCCACUGUCUUGGAAAAUGGGACGUAUCCUCGAAGUUUCUCCUGGCUCCGACGGAACCGUGAGAGUGGUAAAGGUCAAGACUUCAGGCAGAUCCUUAACCCGUCCUGCUGUUAAGGUGUCCUGCUUACCCUUACAAUAA
Messenger RNA from Macrosteles quadrilineatus (aster leafhopper), 3672 nucleotides. RefSeq lists its product as uncharacterized. NCBI's taxonomy places the organism in Eukaryota, Metazoa, Arthropoda, Insecta, Hemiptera, Cicadellidae. The transcript has a single exon. Gene Ontology annotation, molecular function: nucleic acid binding. The coding region runs from base 1 to 3672 and encodes 1223 amino acids. The record is from RefSeq and is a predicted model, not a curated record. Gene Ontology annotation, biological process: DNA integration.